Messenger RNA from Ilex paraguariensis (yerba mate), 226 nucleotides. The record is from the annotation of a GenBank genome assembly. Lineage: Eukaryota; Viridiplantae; Streptophyta; Magnoliopsida; Aquifoliales; Aquifoliaceae.
AUUUGCUCAGGUUUCUCUUAGUUACCGUCGUCGUACGUCAUCGACCUCACCGUUUCUUUCGUCGUUGACUGUCACUGCAUACCCCACCUUCAAAUUUGCUACCAUAAUUAUCAGAUCUGUCCCAGGUUCCCGCUGUUCCAGUUGGAGCACUGAUGGAAUACAUGCUGGGGUAAAGGAUGUAAAUUCUCCAAGAUCCAAGCUAAGGAAAAGCCUGGAGCAAAUGUGA